Messenger RNA from Poecilia reticulata (guppy), 8620 nucleotides. It is a transcript of the gene phf21ab, whose product is annotated as PHD finger protein 21Ab. Gene Ontology annotation, cellular component: histone deacetylase complex. The record is from RefSeq and is a predicted model, not a curated record. Gene Ontology annotation, biological process: negative regulation of transcription by RNA polymerase II. Gene Ontology annotation, molecular function: chromatin binding. NCBI's taxonomy places the organism in Eukaryota, Metazoa, Chordata, Actinopteri, Cyprinodontiformes, Poeciliidae.
UUCACUGAGUUUACAUCCGGGUUUUUUCCCUAGGCAAUGGGAGUCGCAGCACCGCCGUUCCUUAGGCAAAGUGAAAUAAAUUCGCCGCACCGACACAAAAAGUAGUCCGCUCACCGAACAGCCUUUCUGUCCGGCUCGGUUUUAUGAUCGGCCCGUUUUAAUGAACUUUGGCGCCGAACUAAGCCGGUAUCAAACGCUUCGCGGCGGAUUGGGGAGGUUUUUGUGGGCCGCGGUGUAGUUUUUGUGCCCCCUUCCUCCAGCUUGGCGGCGCAGGGAUCUGUGUUGUGCUGAGGCUGAGCUGAAUGAGAUUGAAGAAGAGUUCUUCUUGUUUUGUAGCUUCAGUUUCUCUGUUUUUACUCGUUUAUUUUACUCCAACAGCAGAACAAAGUGCAGUUCUGCGGGCAGGAGGCGGCCGGACUCCCGCUCAGCUGUGGCUCCACCGUGGAUCGGCUGCGAGGAGGAAAAUAUUUAAUUAAUCUGGAGGAGGACUGCUGCUGAGGCAGCACAGAGGGGUGGAGUCCAGUCCCACAGCCAGGCGCGGCACUUUAAUGCUUCAGUUGGAUGGUUUUCCUACUGGAGAAGGUGUUCAGGCUGAUCGAUCGGCUGGCAGACUGACUGGAUCCAUGAUGGAACUACAGACGCUACAGGAGGCUCUGAAGGUGGAGAUCCAGAUCCAUCAGAAACUGGUGGCUCAGAUGAAGCAGGACCCGCAGAACGCAGAUCUGAAGAAGCAGCUCCACGAACUCCAGGCAAAGAUCACAGCACUCAGCGAGAAGCAGAAAAAGGUGGUGGAGCAGCUGAGGAAGGAGCUGCUGGUGAAGCAGGAACCAGAGGCCAAACUGCAGCUGCAGGUUCAAGCUGCUCCAGUAGGGGGCGACCUGAAGCCGACCAACCUGCUGCAGAGCCAGCAGAUACCUGGAGGACUGCAGCAGACGCUGACGGUCACGCCGGUCCUCACCGCCAAGACCCUGGUGCUCAAAGCCGCCGCCACGCCCGCCCUGCCCGCCCUGCCUGGCGCCAUCCUGUCGCAGCGCCCGCCCACCGUCGCUAUGGUAACCACAGCCAUCACCAAGCCCGACUCGCAGAGCGUCCCCAUCAACCUGCAGGUGGCCAGCCGGCUGACCAAUCAGAGCUCGGAGCCCGUGCGGCUGGUGUCCAAGAACGCCGUGGUGCUGCAGGCCACCACCACCUCCUCCUCCGCCCAGCCAAUCAGAGUUCCUCAGUUUGUCCCUCCUCCUAGACUGACGCCUCGGCCCACCUUUCAGCCACAGGUCAGGCCGAGGCUGGCCACACCCACCAACGUCCCCAUCGCCCCGGCCCCUCCCCCACCCAUGAUGGCGGCCCCCCAGCUGCUGCAGAGGCCCGUCAUGCUGGCCACCAAGCUGGCGACCUCGCUGCCCUCGGCCGCACCCAUCCACCAGGUCCGCAUCGUGAACGGGCAGCCGUGCGGCAAGACGGGCGCCACCCCGCUGACCGGCAUUGUCAUCACCACGCCCGUCACUGCCACGCCCACGCGGCUUGCAAGCCCCGCCCAGGCUCUGACUAACCCCGCCCCUCUCCCCAUUCCCCCGCCUACAGCCCCACCCAUCCAGAUCAGCAGCCUGAUCUCUGAACCCAAGCUCUUCAUCUCUCCAAACCUUAACCUGCUGUCGUCACCUUCCUCCUCCUCCUCAUCCUCCUCUCAGCAGACUGUUAAACUGGAAGCAGCAGAACAGAAAGCAAGCGCGGUUAGCCUGCCGUCCUCCUCCACUCCGCCUCUCUCUCCACCUCCUCGACCCAGAAAGGAGGAGAACCCCGAAAAACUGGCCUUCAUGGUGUCUCUGGGCCUCGUCACACACGACCACCUGGAAGAGAUCCAGAGCAAACGGCAGGAGAGGAAGAGGAGAACGACGGCCAACCCGGUGUACAGCGGAGCCGUGUUCGAGCCUGAGAGGAAAAAGAGUGCAGUGAGUUACCUGAACAGCCCUCUGCACCAGGGGACCAGGAAGAGAGGUCGCCCACCCAAAUUCAGCAGCGUCCCGGAGCUGGGCAGCCUCACCCCGACCUCCCCCUCCAGCCCCGUCCGUCCCCUCCCCCUGCCCAGCCCCGGCUCUGGGGACGGAGACAUCCACGAGGAUUUCUGCACUGUGUGCAGACGCAGUGGCCAGUUGCUCAUGUGCGACACGUGUUCUCGUGUUUAUCACCUGGACUGCCUGGAUCCACCCCUGAAAACCAUUCCUAAAGGCAUGUGGAUCUGUCCAAAAUGCCAAGACCAGAUCCUGAAAAAAGAAGAAGCCAUUCCCUGGCCCGGCACCCUGGCUAUCGUUCAUUCCUACAUCGCAUACAAAGAAGCUAAAGAAGAGGAGAAGCAGAAGCUGAUGAAGUGGAGCUCGGAGCUGAAACUGGAGCGUGAGCAGCUGGAACAGAGAGUCAAGCAGCUCAGUAACUCCAUAACGAAGUGCAUGGAGACCAAAAACACCAUUCUGGCUCGUCAGAAGGAGAUGCAGCUUUCCCUGGACAAAGUCAAGCAUCUCAUUCGCCUCAUCCAAGCCUUCAACUUCAACCAGGCCCUGGCGGAGACGGAGGGAAAGGACGUCCGGGUGCAGGACGGCGCUCGGGUCGUUGUUGGCUCUGGAGCUGCAGCUGAAGUCGGUGCGACGGGGAAGCUGGUGGUGAGCAGCUCUCUGGUCAGCAGCAAACAGGAGGAGCAGCAGACAGAAACAGCAGCAGCAACAGGAGGAGGAGGAGACGGCAACAGCACAGUGCUGACUAACUGCCCCGCUGCUGGGGCAGGGGUUGCGCCGGGGUUAGGGGGUCACACAGAGACCACUCCUUGUGUGGAGGUUCAGCCCAAGCCUGAGACUGAGGCAGCUCCUGCGGCUCCUGCAAAGGUUGCCACCACCAACGGUACGACGGAGCUGCCGCCAUGCCCUGCCCACAGCCCUGCCGCCGCUGAGAACAAGAUAUCUGCUGUGAACCCUGCAGAGACGGCGGUGGAGAAGAAGCAGGAGGAGCUCAGCGACGGCAGCAACAACAGCAAAACCUCAGAACCCUCCCAGCAUUCUUUGCCAGCUCUGCUUAGCAGUUUGGACGAUAAAAAGUAACGCUGCGUCCCUGUGGUUGCAGGAAGUCGAACAUAUAUAUUAAAAAAAGAAAAAAAAGACCUUUGCUUGCACCGCACGGUGCCCUGAAGUUGCCAAUCUGUAUAAAUGUUGUUUGUUUGCAUUGUAUUGUCAGACUGUGUCAAUGGUAGAUGUACAGCCCAAGUCACGUGACUCUGGGAAGACCCGGGUCAUCAUGCCAAUUAGUGAUAGACGUCAUGGAGGGAACACUCAAAGGAAGAUUUUCUUCAUCAUCACACCGGUGUGUGCCUGUUACAGUGGCCCCUGUGUUCUGUUGACGGCUCCAAGGAGAACCCAGAACAUGGAACCAAACAUCUGCGGGGGGAGCUGGUCCAAGAAGCAGUGUUGUAAACGUUUGUGUACUGAAAAGAGAACCUGUUUGCAUCCUCGUCCCGUCGACCCUGACGGGAACGGCGCUCCACAGUCCGAGUUCUCGAUUAAUUUCCUCACCUGAAACCAAACCAGAACCCAAUCAGGACUGAUCUCUUCCAACCCGAAGGCUUCAGUUUGAUUCAAGCUGUCAUCACAAAACAAAAUUGAUGAGGCAAAUGUGACCAUGAAGUGUGUUUUCAAAACUUGAUGUUUGUCACCCUUUUCUUCACUAGUAUGCUCUCACCAGGCUCCACCCACUUUUUGGUCAGACUCCGCCCACUUUUUGGUCUGACCUUGCCCAUAUUCUGCAUCAGCUCAGUUUAAAUUUGAUUGGGUGAAAAGUUAUGACACCCUUUAGUUCAGGAGGAGUUGCAAACAUUUUACUUUUUUUUUUUGUUUUAUAUGAAAAGAAACUAAAUGAGUCAAACACAUGAGGUCACUCCAGCCUUUUAUAUCUAUAGAAAAGUGUUGCGACUGAUCAUGAAUUUAACAACCGAAGUCAAAUGCCUUAUUGGAUUACUUAACUCAAAGGUGUCCAAAGUGUGGCCAGGGUGCCAUUUGUGGCUCUUGAAAUUAUUUUGUCUGCCCCUUGACUUCAAGUCAAGAAUGGUAAAAAAAUUUGGCUAACAAAAUGGAAAACAAUUGACGAGCCAAACAAAUUGGCAUUUGUCAGUUCUUUUAAUAAGAAACUGGUCCAAAACCUAUUUUAUGUUUUGGAUUUUUAAUAUUAUAUAGAUUUAAUUAAAGUGUUAUUUAUUUUUUGUAGGUAAAACUAAAAAAAAGUCGCUAUAAACUAAUUUUUGUAUCUUAAAUUUAAUGAAUUUUGUGGCCUGCCAGUAGUUUAAAUUUGCUCGUUUUGAUCCCCAGAACAUUACUAGUGCAGGAAGUCCAAACGAUAUAUUUCCAAACUUUUAUCUUCAGCUUAAGUUUUGACUUGAGCUCAGUUUGUUGAGUUACCACCUCUUUAUAGGGGAUUUCACCUUGUCAAACAGUUCAGAGAACAUUUCAGGGUCCCCAAAGGUCCCACCAAUCAGUGAAGGAAGGUCUAACUGGGUUUCCUUUACAAGUGAACUCACACUGAGUUGCAAAGUUCCUUUGAAUCAUACUGAAGCCUUUGAAACUUUAAAUUAAUCCAAAAAUAGUCCAACUCUGUCUAUUGACCCUAUCACCCACCAUCAUCACUUUCCUUGCAGUCCUAGGUUUUGUACCAGGGUCUCCCAGUGAAGGCUGGGUGCAGCCCUCUGGAAGACUGUUGUUCCCUGAUGGACUCUGGGUUGAACCCCGAUUUGGUCCCGGGAUGAGGACGAACAGGAGCGGUAGCCUAACAGAUGUUCUCAGUGGUGUCGGUCAGUGUAGUGAUUGAGUUUUCAUUCGUGAGUCGUGUGUGUGAGCGUGUGUGUGUGAGCGUGUGUGUGUGUCAACUGUGAGCACUAAAUGUGAAUUUGCAAUAUUGCAACGUCAACACACACAAACUCUAUCUGGGCUGUUUGUUUUUUAUAGGAAAAGAUAUUCAGGUCUUCCUAGUCUCCAGAAUAAGUGCUUUCUGUUCCUGAACCUGCUGGACUGGCAUCAUCAUCAUCACCAUUGCCGUCGUCGUCAUCAUCGCCGCCGCCGCUGGGCGGUGGUGAUCGUUUGAAUCCUGAACUGCCAAAAUCCUGAUGUUGUUUCCAAAUUCAGCAGGGACUCGUCCUCUUACUUUCCUCGAAGAUCAAAUCAUCGGAAAGAUUCAGAUGCAAAGUCCCGGCCGAGACAGGAGAGCGUUGGGAACAAUAACCACAGCAGGACGUGUUCCCGUCCUGAGGAACCGAGGAAUCUGUUGGAGGUUAAAGGACGACAACACAAUUCCUGAGAUUAAAGCACAAGCUUGCUGCAUUACAAAGAAGUGCUGAAGAGCUUUUUGUACGUUCCCGUGGAGUUAAACAGAGUAUGCAUCUCUUCAUUGUCGUGUGACUUCCCCUUACAUUGCCAAUAUUUCCCCUCGGUGUGACUCUGAGGCUGGAGUCCGAUUAGGAGUUUGUCCCACUGAGUCUGGCUUAGAGCCAGACCAUGAAGCCGAUGGUUAUCAGAGCAAUUGAUCGGAACAUUGACAAGGUGAAUAGAGAUUAAAGUUGCCUCCAUUUAUGCUGGAGACUUUAGUUUUACUUGGGGUUCCUUUGGUUCUCCGAUGUGCUCACUCCUUCCUGAAUGCGAGGAAAUGUUUCAGACUUUUUUAGGAGAAUUCCCUCUGAAAAUUCUUUUUGUUACACAAAAUCAGUCCAGAAGUAUAUAUCGCCAACUCAAGUCCUCAAGGGCUACUGUCCUGCUGUAACUUAGAUCCAUCCCUGCUCCAACACGCCUGAAUUACCUCCUUACCUUGUCAUAAAGUACUGCUACAGUACUUUGUACCUCGAGAUAACGAGGCAUUUGUUUGAUUCUGGUGUCUUGGAGCAGGGAUGCAUCUAAAGUCAGGAGAUACGCCUUGUUUCCAUUGAGUGGUGCAAUUAGGGACACUAUUUGGUCUGUUUGAACCGACUUGUACCACAGCAUUCCUAGGCUCCCUUCAGUUGUAGGUCUAUGGGACAAUAGUACAGUUACGGCAGAGAUACUUGUGUCACACCACAGUCCAUUUGGAGAAUAUGCGAUAAGCAUGAGACGUACUAGUAAGUCAUAUUUGUUGUUGCCUUGUAAUAUUGUGUUUAGGGUUUAACCCUGCCAGUCUAGUGUGAGUCCAAUUGUUGAUGGAAACUCUCCCUUGAGAAUGCCGGUCCAUUGUUUGGGGGACACGAGAAAUACUAGCAAAUCACAUUUGUCGUUGCACUUGCAUGAGGCAGUAUUAGACAUUUGUGUUUGAUCCCACCUGUCUGGUGAGAGUCCAACUUGUGGAGGGAACGCUCUUGAAUAUACCGGAUCAUGCCUCAGUGCAAACAAGGCAAAAGAGGCGUCCCUGCUCCAGCACACCUGAAUUACUUUCUUAGCUAGUCAUAAAGUUCUGCAGAGGCCAAGUAAAAAAUCAUUUUUGAUUCUGGUGUCUUGGAGAAGGGAUGGAUCUGAAGUUGAAGUUGAGGGCUGGAGUUAUAAAUCGUUACCACAGAGCGGUGCAGUUUGGUAUGCUUUUUUUGUCUGUUUUCAAUGAAAAAGCAGCCCAUAAAAUCAUUCCGUACCGCACCAUUCCUGGACUCCCUUCAGUUGUAGGUAUAUGGGACAAUGGCACUGUUGAUUGGGGCACAGAAAAACAUCUUUGCUCAAGACAUACUAGUUCUCAACGUUGGGCAUUUGGAUUUAACUUCCUCUGCCCAUUGAGAGUCCAACUGGUGUUUUCAAACACUUUCCAACAUGAAUAAACCAGACAAUAAAAUGGCGUACUGGACCGUACCGACCAAUACCAUCCCUCUCAAUGAAAGCGAGGUGCUAGAGACCUCACCUCUAAGCUCAUCAGACAAAUAUCCCAACACUUCUCCCAGAAAAGACCUGUUUCCUCUCAUGAUGGUGGGAGUGAGCUCCUGUUUGGGUGGUGAUCUGUUGCGGGCGUCUUAGUUUUUAUUUAAAUUCAUAUCAUGCAGACUCUUGUGAGUGAAUCGGCAUAUCCCAAUGGCACCUGGUUUUCUCCCAUCAGCUGCACAGACUGCCUUCAUUCCAAACACCCCAGAGAAAUAUGUGUGUGUGGAGGGUGUGUGUGUGUUGGGUGUGUCCUGUAGAGUUCAGCUGAUCUGACGGAAUGAGCCAGACGGGAAACCCAAGUGUCCCCGCUUCCUUUUGGGUCCCACUUGUCAUGUCUAAAUCUCCAUUGGGUGGACAUGGUUCUCAUUCCGACCCGUAGAUCCGAUCGGUCAUCAGGUCUCUAGAUCCUUCCCUCUGUACAGUAGGUACCUCUGAGUGCCUUUCUUCAAACAGCAGAUAAUAUUUGUCUCUUGACUUGCACUGUGACUCGUAAAACUUAACAAAACCCUCCGGGAUCGCCCCCCACCUGACACCGAGCCCUGUCCACGAUAGCCCCGCCCCAGAGGAAGCUGCGCCCCACUCCGCAGGCUGUCAGGAGUCGAUGCAAGCUCGUCACUUCACACCAACCCGUUUGAUUUGACCACAUAGUGUUCUGUUGUCCAUCCCUAGAAGUUGCCUUAAAUGUAUUUUAUUUUCUGGUGAAAUGUUCAGAUUUCGGGUCAUAGGGGGUGGGGUUUGUGCAGAGGCAGUCUGAGAUCUCACUCUGAUCCGUUUGUCAUGCACUUUUAGUUUGAUCAGUAUUAUCAGAGCAGAGAUGGGUUAUGUUUUAUUCUGAAAAGGCCCCCCCACCCUCUCUUUCUUCCUGUCUCUUAUUUUGGAGGAGGGAUAAGUUUGCAGGAUCAGGUCACAUGACCCGGAACGCAUUUCGGAUGAACAAACCUGGGCCCAGCCAGCAUCACCUGUGCUCGCUGUGGUGCAGCACAUGCCUUCUUAUGCAAGUUUUUAUACCAACCUUUUUUAUUAUGCAUUGCUUCGGUUUUUUUAUGUUUUUAUGUGAAACUUAAGUCACCUUUUUUCUGAUUUUCUCUGAACAUUCUGGCAUCUCGAUGCCAAACGUGUGCAUGUGUUUACACAUUCAGGUAGCCAUUCAGGGUGGGUUUUCCCGGACAGUGCCGAGAGGUUUGCUUUUAUUAUGGGGGGGGAGGGAUUCUGUUGCAGUACUGCGAGUGACCACCGGGGGGCGGACUGGAGCGAGAGUUUGGCGCCAUCUCGGCUCUCCUUUUAGCUUAGCUUUUAUUUAACUGCCGUUGCUGCGUGGAAACGGGGCGUUGAGAUCUAAAAUGCUCCUUAAUUGAAGUCUGGAAGCGAAUAUAUCCAAAGAACUCUGCAUAUCAUCGGGGUGUGAGUUUUCUGCGUCGUCCAUCGACUGUUUGUGGGUCACGCUCGGGGGCUUCCGCGUGGGUCCUGGGGAGGAGGUUUGCUUUUCAUCUUUCGGUUUUAAAGCGAUCAAGUCAUGAUUGUGGCCUUCUAGUAUUCUGUGGGUUCAUGACGUCAUUCACCUGUUGUUCCCGCUCAGCAUCCAUCCAUCCAUCCAUCCAUCCAUUUAUCCUGUCUGGAUCCUCUACACCUGCAGCUUCUUACCUCAUCCACAGCUGAGUCCAUUGGGGGUGUGUUGAGUGCAAAAAAUCUGAAAAAUACUACAAAAAAAUAAAAAAUACAAAAAAAAAAAA